CACUAACAUGUACGGCGAUGCCCUUCUUCAGAAAAGAUAAAUUGGGGUGGAUCUGGACACAAGUCCCAGUUACCGUCUUAGUUAGAAGUUAGUUACAGAAGAACGUUUGUCGAAAUGCCCAAAGUAAACAGGACGAUCUGGGAUCAAUCUGGCGAUUCGCGAUCCCAUCAUUAUUAUCAGCUGAUGCACGAGGAUACUAGUAGUCAGUAGUAUUAGUACUGGUAUAUGACCGGACGUCUGAACAGCAGUACUGCCUAUAAUUAUAGUAUAUUUCUGACCAACCGACACCAUGCCACUUCAAGGUAAGUCCUAUGUCGCGUAUCCGUUGCGUUGGCAUUGAUGGUGGAAGUGCGUGAGUCACACAAUACGUACAUCAUGUACAUGUGAAGAGGGGAAGAAAUGCGAUUCAUAAAAACGUCCAAAGCGAAUGGGUGUUAGUUCACACCACAGGCACAGACCACCAAGACAACAAUAUUGGACCACUGCUGCACGCAUACUACUACAUGUACUACUGGACUACUGCGUACUGUGGACUGUACUCACCUGCUCACUGCCUGUCUUUACUGACUGGCACUGCAUGCAUGGCCGUCAGCGUGCCCGUAUGCCCUCUGCACUGCAACCGGUCUUUCACUACACUAACAUGUACGGCGAUGCCCUUGUUCAGAAAAGAUAAAAGGGGGUGGAUCUGGACACAAGUUCCAGUUAUAACGUUACCGUCUUAGUUAGAAGUUAGUUACAGAAGAACGUUUGUCGAAAUGCCCAAAGUAAACAGGACGAUCUGGGAUCAAUCUGGCGAUUCGCGAUCCCAUCAUUAUUAUCAGCUGAUGCACGAGGAUACUAGUAGUCAGUAGUAUUAGUACUGGUAUAUGACCGGACGUCUGAACAGCAGUACUGCCUAUAAUUAUAGUAUAUUUCUGACCAACCGACACCAUGCCACUUCAAGUUUUCAUUGCAGAGGUUGAGUGAACAUGACCACGGAAAUUGGCCUCAGCGAUACGUGCACUCCUUUCGAAGCAAGAAUCACAGCUCUAAUAGAGAGGAACAAUCGCCUGGAGAAGCGACUCGCCCAGGACAGGGAGCUGAUCGUGCUCCUGUGUCGGGAGAAUAUGGCGAAAGAUGUCGUCAUCGGACAGCUGCUUGAUCGGCUAGGGACAGGAUAUCCAUCCUACGGUCUCCGGACAGGUCAAAUGAUAGCCGAAUGCACGGAGUCUCCUGAAAAGCAUCAAGCACCAGUGUGCUAUGCUCUGCAUUCAACACCGAUGGAAAAGCAUCCUGAUGACUCUACAGCUCCGCCUGGGCCGCCACUUCCCGUACAGGAGACAUCUGUGAAGCCAGGCUACGGAUAGCAACCUGUAACACACUCAGCAUACAUGUACAUGUACAUUGUACAUUAUCCUGGAGUGAAUGUUCAGUAUGGUAUAUUGUACAUUAUCCUGGAGUGAAUGUUCAUUAUGGUAUAUUGUACGAGUUACAUGUACAAUGUGCAAGUACAAAGUCUUGUUCCUGUAUACAUGUAUACAUGUAUGUCGGCAGCUGAAACUUUUUAAACUUCAGUUUCUUUUCCCCUUGGCCCUUUUCCCUUUUUUGAAGACGAUUAUUAAGAUGUAUUUGUAGAUUAGUUCAGGUAUCCUUGCUGCAUCGCUAGAUUAUAGUUCACUUUAUCGGCCACAGAUCAAACGCACUGCAAGCCCCCUUCCCGCAAGCUGCGUAAACACAUGCGCACACACACACACAUAUACACACACACACAUCCGCUCAUGCAUAAACAUGUAGACAUUUGGUCACACACACAUGCACGCACCAAGUCACCAAUUUGCCUGCACAUUCUCGUGGAGUAAAUCUGGGUUUAAAAAAAUCCAAAAUUUGAAAUUACACGUGUUUCGGUACACGCAUCCGAAUUCAUAACAUUUUAGAACGAUAAGAAAAGAUUUUCUAAUGUCUCUUUCGUUAAAAAAAUUUGAAUCGCAAUGAUAAAACCUUUGUCAGUUUGUCUCCAAAUCGCUUCUACAUGUACAUGUACAUGAAUAUGCUAUGCCAUUUCAAGUUUUUCAAGAUUUCUACUGAAAACAUUUGUCGUUCUUUUCUUCAGAAAAUUUACAAUUGUUUCGCCAAGGA
Messenger RNA from Sycon ciliatum, 2115 nucleotides. RefSeq lists its product as uncharacterized. The record is from RefSeq and is a predicted model, not a curated record. The coding region runs from base 969 to 1346 and encodes 125 amino acids. The transcript is spliced from 3 exons. Lineage: Eukaryota; Metazoa; Porifera; Calcarea; Leucosolenida; Sycettidae.